CACGGCGAGUUCUGGGACCUGGUCGCCAUCACCGCCGCCGACGCGGAGCAGGAGCGGGCGUUCCGGCGGCAGCUGGGCGCCAAGCUGCGGGGCGGGGAGCUGCCGCUGGGUGUGCGGUACCACGUCUUCGUGGAUCCCCCGGGACGCAAAAUCGGAAAUGGUGGAUCAACACUUCAUGUUCUUCAGUGCCUGGAAAAUCUCUAUGGUGAUGAAUGGACUUCUUUUAUCGUGCUGCUAAUUCAUUCUGGUGGUUACAGUCAGCGUUUACCGAAUGCAAGUGCACUGGGCAAGAUUUUCACAGCCUUGCCUUUCGGCGAUCCUGUUUACCAAAUGCUGGAGCUGAAGCUCGCCAUGUACAUCGACUUCCCUAGUCACAUGAAACCAGGAAUUCUCAUUACUUGUUCAGAUGACAUAGAGCUUUACAGCACUGGCCCUACAGAAACGAUCAGGUUUGAUAAGCCUGGAUUUACUGCUUUAGCUCACCCUUCAGAUUUGACAGUUGGGACCACUCAUGGAGUGUUUGUUUUAGAUCCAUCCGGUCUCUCAGGAAAAGGAGGACUUGAAUACACAUCUUGCCGUCGUUUCUUGCACAAACCAGAUGUGGAGACCAUGCGCCGGUGCGGUGCAGUCUGCGUAAGGAGGAAUUCUUCUCAGCUGGAUUCCUUUGCUGACCACACUGACUGGGAAGUGGACUCGGAGUGCGUGUAUACAGACAGUAUAUUCUACAUUGAUCAUAGCACUGCAAAACAGCUACUGGCAUUCUAUAAGCAAAUCGAUACUCUGUGCUGUGAAAUAGAUGCGUAUGGUGACUUCCUGCAGGCCCUGGGACGUGGAACCACUCAAGAUUACACAAAAAAUACAAGUAAUGCCACAGAAGAGGAAUCACAGUUAGCAGAAGUACGGCAGAAGCUCUGUGCUCUUCUGAAAGGAACUUCACUUAAUGUCAUAGUCUUAAACAACUCUAAGUUCUAUCACAUUGGAACUACUCAAGAGUAUUUGUUCCACUUUGCAUCUGAUAGCAAACUGAAAUUUGAGCUUAACUUACUGCCUGAGGCUUUUAGCAUCUCUUCUGACAAAACUGAGGCCUUGGGUGGAUCAGCAAGUAUCAUUCAAAGCAUACUUGAGCCUGGGUGUUUUGUAGGACCUGGAUCCAUUAUUGAAUACUCCAGGAUUGGACCUGGAGUGUUGGUCGGGGAGAACUGCAUUAUUAGUGGAUCCUGCAUAAAUCUGGAAGUAGACGUACCUUCAAACUGUUUUCUGAGUUCGUUAAGUGUAAAAAUUGAUGAUCAGGUGAAGUAUGUAAGUAUGGUGUUUAGUGUAGAAGAUGACUUGAAAAAGAAUGUGGAAUUGCUGUCAGAUACAAAUUCACUACGUUUUUUUGGAGUCAGCCUACAAGAAUGCUUGGAGCUCUGGGGUGUGCAGCUUUCAGACCAGCUUUUCUCUGGUGAGAACUCACAGUUUGGGUUGUGGACUGCUAGGAUUUUUCCUGUCUGUUCUAGUUUAAGUGAGUCGGUUAGGAUGUCACUGAACAUGUUAAAUUCUGUGCAGCGUGCGUCAGCUUUUACACUGAAUGGCUUUAGGCUCCUGUCUGUUCAAGAAAUGCUUGCCUACAAAGAUGUAGAAGACAUGCUGAAAUUUAGAAAUCAAAUUCAUGAUGAAAUUUGUCUAAAAAGACAAAAAGAUAAAUCUGAUUUGUAGAAGGACUGGUGCUUGAACAAAUGUCCUGUCUUUAAGUUGUCUGCAAUUUAUGGAUGAUUUAUUACUUGCCAGUUUGUAGUGACUGUAAGCAAAAUGUACAACGGAUCUUUUCGGUGUUCCUUCUAAGCAAAAGCAGAAAAAGAAGGAGUGGAGACGUCUUGGACUGUCGUGUCUGGCACGUGGGUCAGCAGGCCAGUGCACACCAGGCACACAGAAAGUAAAAAUAUAGUAGUGUAUUUCUCUCUCAGAAUUCCUUUUGUGGAGUGAUGCUGUCCUGCUCAGGUGUGCUGGACCAACUGCAGCUGGACAGGUAAGAGGUGGCUGCUUCUGCUCACACUCCUGCACCAAAUGUGCCCUCUGAUAUGUGCUCACCGUUGUUCUCAUAAUGGAGUGGGUGUAAGUUUGAUUUACUGGGUAAGAAAUAUUAAACUGCUCUAAGUUUUUAUGCUACUCCAUGAUUCCCUUCGACAAUAAAUAUCCUUUUCUCUAAUUCUAGAAAUCAGGUUUUGGUUGAUGUUAGCCAUCAGCAAUGUCAGCAGUCUGAAUUUAUUCCACAGAUAUCAAAAUAUCUGGAUUUGUACUGUUUUUCAUUUUUAAAAUAAAAUCAGGUUUCGUGCAGUAUAUGUGAAAAACCUUAAAAUCAAUAUUUUGAUACAGAGCCCUGUUAACAAAUAUGCUUUUAUAUGUGUCCGUGUUCACAUACAUGUUCUGUAAUUUCAUUCUUGGAUUCUGCACUUAUUCAUAAGCACUUCUAUGUGUAAACUUCCACUUGUUUCCAGUGAGCCACAGAAACUGUGUGUGUUCUCAUUAAUUGUCUGAUGUACCCAUAACCUUUUCUUACUAUCAAUAAAAUAGUGGUGAUUUGCAGACAGUAGUGGAAAUGUCUAACAGAUUGAGGAAGUGGACCGUGCCGUGAGAAUGGCAGUGCGUGAUCGUGCUCUCGUUGAAUACCCUGACAGUAAGAGGUACUUAAAGCUCUGCAUUCACCAGUCAGUCCUUCUGCAGACCAUUACUGCUUGUGAUUUUGUUGGGCACUGGGUGAGCGGCUCAGCAGGCAGAGAAAGCACGGGAGCUGAGAAGGCAAAAGGGUCUUCAGCCUAUGAAGGAUGUGGUGUCAUUUUUGAGUUAAUCAGUAUUUGUGUUGAGAGGAGGUAACAGACAAGCCAGUAUUUCUGUCAAUCCUUCAUGACACAUCUGAAAAGUUAUCUAGUGCGUUUCUUUAGGCAGGAGGUAAUUGUUUGCUUUAUGUGUUGCAGCUGCUUAACUAGUGUGCAUGUUUUUAGCUGUAACCAAUUCUUGUCUUAAAGCAAGGGCUGUCUUACAACGUGAUGGCAUCUUGUUAAAGGACUUCAAACUGGGCAGUUCCAGGCAGUAAUAAUCAAAGUUUGAUGUACAGACUGUUUGGCUUGUAUCGCAUUUUACAAAGUUCAGCUUCUUUCUCUCAGUUCAACUGCUAAAGCAAGUGAGAAGUUUGUUCUCAUUCAACCAGCUGGAAUUGUCCCACAGCAAUUAGAGGUUUAUCCACGGCCACACAGUAACAUUUAACAGUAAGGUAAUUGCAGUUUUGGUGUUUCUGCUUUCUACUAUCAGAUUCUGAGAACAAGACUACUGUGGCAUCUUGCCUGUGACCAUCCUGUGGUCUGAGCAAUGAAGGGUGCAGUGCUGAAAGUGACAGAUGGGGCUUCCUAAGAACAGCAGGCAUCUGUUGAAACUUGGCACUUGAUUUGAUAAAGACUCACUGAGUUUCCAGCCGGAUGCAGGAUUUGUGUGAGCCUUCAGAUCCUGCCUUCUCCAUCCAUCCUGAAGUGCAACUGUGACAGAUGUGGUCUCAAGAAAUAUGAGUUUUGAAUGAUUUGUUCAUGUCGGCUUUCAUUAUUUAAUUAGUUUUGCUCUAUUGUGUAAUAAUAGGGCUCAUAAUGAACAUGAUCUUUCACAGACUGCUUUGAGAGCAUGUAAUAGUGGACAGAGAUUUAGCCAUACUGUAUGUAUUACAUUAUGGAAUUUGGGAGAAGAGAGUUAAUUCAGUGGUGUUUUAGGCAGGAAAUCGAAAUGUGAGCAAUUGGGCACUUAGAAAAGAACUCAGGGUAAGGCAGCUGAAAUUACUUUAAGGGAAAGAAAAAAAAAAAGAGAGAGGAGCUAACAGAUAUCCGUGCAGAAAGAUUUGGGGAACCAAGGUAAGAAAGUUCCAUCUUUUGGAUUGCCUUGGCUUGGAUAAGGAGUUUGUGCUGCUCAGCAUUUCAGCUUCAUGUUCCUGAGUCUGAUGCAAGAGAUUCCUUUUUUCCUCUCUGCGCAUGUGGAAGAUUAAUCCCUGUGCAAAUGCCACCGUAGUACUGCAAUCACAAAAAUAGCAGCGCUGUGCUUCUGUGCACCCCUCUAAUCCACUGCCACCCAGGAGGCGUUGUGAGCACCUGCUUUGUUACGUGGGCUAUCAGCUUCCUCCUGCUUUCGUUUUAUAACAAUGUGUUUUAAUGCCCCGUUCACGUGACGUACCUGAGUGUUACCAAACGUUGUAUAGCUUAAUAUUACAUCUGUAAUUGCAUCUGAAUACUCACUGAGAAAACAUUGCUCUUGACAUUUCAGUGCUGCUUGGACAUAUGUUAAUUAGAAAUGGUCUAACCCUGACGUCGGUGUCGUUCUCCCUCUGGUGUUUGUUUGUAAACAGGUUGGACUGUUAUUAAUUUUUCCCCUGGAUUCAGGUAUCCUCACACAGCCCUGGGCCAACCUCCAGCUCUUCUAGAGCUGUUCCGAGAGCACAGGUGAUGAAGAACAGGCAGAUCUGUCUUUUUUUAACAGUCGAAGGGAAAAAACGAAGGGACGGAUCACGAUGCUCCGAAAGCUCCACGUGUCACCAAGUUCCUAGCCCAGGAGGUGGAGGGAGGCACCUGGCCGAGCAUCCUGCAGGCUCGUGGGCUGGGAGGUGGCCAAAAGUUUGCUCCUGGGCUGCACAGCCACAGCUGCCCUCAGGAGAGGGAGGAAAAGCUGUGCUAAGGUAACGGAAGCAGUGGCACAGUGGGUACCCAUUGGGUGCUGCUUUACAGCUCUCCUCGUUGCUUGGCAACUGGAUGUGGAGGAUCAGUUCAGAGGCUGGUGCGUUUUGCAAAUAUUUGGUCGCGUAUCACAGGGCAUCUUGUCAGCAGUUCAAAGUCUUCCAAAAUGUGUCCUUGGUUUUAUGUGUAAAUCAGUGCAAAUAAAUGGAUGAGCUCACAGUGUGCCAGGAGCUAUCAUGG
Messenger RNA from Meleagris gallopavo (turkey), 4925 nucleotides. NCBI's taxonomy places the organism in Eukaryota, Metazoa, Chordata, Aves, Galliformes, Phasianidae. The record is from RefSeq and is a predicted model, not a curated record.